UUGGAUUUGCUAUUUCCACCCACGCAUUUCGGCAAAUUAGAGAAAUCACCUUUCAAUUUCCUUUCCCCUCUCUCUCUCUCUCUCUCUCUCUCUCUCUCUCUCUCGGCAUGAAAAAUCUUGUGUCAUUUUGGUUCCUUGACUCUUCAUCCUUAAAGUCAUUAUUAAUACUUUGGUGUCAAGCUGUAUUUAUCACUCGUAUCCAAUAGAAAUCAUUGAAUUAUGUACCGCAUCUCUCCUACUCGUACUCUUCUUCGAAACCCCUUUUUUGUUUUCCCCUCCCCAAUCCGUCUGCCGUUCAUUAAAAUCCAUAGUUUCUCAUGGACUCGCAAGAUAUUCCCGCCGGCAACAAGCCAUCUCCGGCGAGGAGAGAGCUCCAAGGCCCUCGUCCGGCUCCACUCAGGGUCAGCAAGGACUCUUACAAGAUCAAGAAGCCCCCGAUCAGCCCCGGUCUCUCCCACGCGCGGCGCCGCCCCCCGCACGGGCCGUCUGUAAUGGCGGAGCCCCCUCAGCCCAUGAUUAUCUACACCGUCUCGCCCAAAGUCAUCCACACCACCGUCAGCGAUUUCAUGCUCGUGGUGCAGCGCCUCACCGGAUCAUCGUCUUCGUCGACGUCGGCCGUCGCCGCCACCGAGGCUGUCUCUCCGGCCGCGAGGCUAGCGUCCAUAGAGAAGACGAGCCCGUCGGAGAGGGAAAAGGAGAGGGAUAGAGUAGGCGAUCUGAUGGGUCAAGUGGAAGGGGCUGAGAUGCGGCAGAUCCCGGGAAUUUUGUCGCCGGCGCCGGCGACUCUGCCGGUAAUAUCGCCGGCGUUGUUCUCGCCAGCGUCUGACCCAAAUACCCUGUCUUUUCUGCAUGAUCUAAGCCCUUUUUUUCCCGGUAGCAGUAGCUUCGUGCCUAGUCCUUCCGGCUUCCUUUCGGCCCCUUUAGUUUCCCCUUUUCCUUCACCUGAUCUCUUCAAUCCAUUUUUCGAUUUUUAGCAGAGUUUCCACCCGGAAGAAAGUGGAAGAAAGUGCGGGAAACGGUGGGAAAAUUCUUGCGUCUACUUCUCGGAAGAUUUUCCUAGAGAGAGAAAUACCAAGAGAUGAGGUGGAAAUUUAUUGUAGCAAUUUUUUUUUACAAUUUUAUUUGCAAGAAAAAGUUCUUGUAGUAGGUGAAGUUGCGUGUUCCAUAAAUCCGAUGACCAACGUAGGAGAAAUUGAACUUUUUUAUUUUUUUUUUUCAUAUAUAUUUCAGGAAUGUGGUUGGGUUUAGUUAAUCGGCCUUUAAUUUUUGCGGGCCAUGUGAUGUCUAUUUGAACCCACUUGUGCGUUGUAACUUUCCUAACAUUUAUUUCAUUUUCUUUCUUUUCAUUGGGUGGACUUGUAGCUAUCGGAGACUCGUCGUGUAAUUUUUAUAACAAAAUUUUUAUUUUUAUUUU
This is a messenger RNA of Malania oleifera, 1414 nucleotides long. Its product is annotated as protein MKS1. The record is from RefSeq and is a predicted model, not a curated record. Gene Ontology annotation, cellular component: nucleus. The coding region runs from base 318 to 974 and encodes 218 amino acids. Lineage: Eukaryota; Viridiplantae; Streptophyta; Magnoliopsida; Santalales; Ximeniaceae. The transcript has a single exon.